CUUGAAUCUCAGGUCGUUCGUUCGAAUUGAUAGUGAACUUCGUUGCAUCUGUAACGCAUUUAAGUCACUCCGCUCCGAUCCAGAUUCUUUAGGAUUUUUGGAAACUAAUUUUGUACAUCGUAUACACGCGCCAAGAAUAAUAUCGUAAAGCUUCGUUUUACCUCGCUCGAGUCACGACACGAUUCGGAUCGGGCGAUUCUCGCCUACGAAUCCGUACAGCACCCGGUACAUAUCGAUCUGCCUUUCCGCUAUAGCGUAGCCCGGGGCGCAGUCUUGGCGGUAACCUUGAACUUUAACCUCGACAUUAGCGAUCGGUCACGGGAGUCGCGCUCGCCGUAUCGCGAUCCACCCACGAUCGAUGCGGAUGAUCGAUUCUGCUUGUAUGAUUGAGAACAAUCGAGCGACGCCGGUAGAACGCGGAACAAACGAGUCCGGGACGCGCGAGGGAGAUCUGGUUAGACUCGUUAGACGAUUAAUCAGUCAGAUCGGAGUAUCUAGAUAAGAAGUCAAUCGGAAAUUAGAAGCUCCGUUAAAUUCGAGUCAUCCACAUUAAAUUGAUAUUUUCGAUCCGACGGUUUCCACGUCAAAAUCGCGCGAGUUCGAUAUGAGAAUUCUCACACGAUUGAGGGCUACCAUAAAACCAACGUAUUAUACAGACUUACUCCAACUUUGCCUCGCGAUAUUGAUCUAUCUGUUAAGGCACUCCCGUGGCCAAUUGACAUGACCGGCAACCUUGCCGCAUGACAAGUGCAAUGACAACGGCUCUAAUCGCACGCACAUGAACACACACACACGCACGUGUCGGUCCGUGCAUGUGCAUUUCGUGUAAUUGCCUGAUGCAUUACGUAAGUCGCGGUCUGUCGCGUCCUGUCUCUCUCUUUCUCCCUCUAUCUCCCGAGAGUUAGCGAGCCGGCGUCGAUCGCGAGACAAGACAAUCGCAUUUCCUGCGUGCGUGUGUGUCAAGGUCGCGAGCGUGUGCGUGCGGAUCGCGCCGAUCGCCGCGCGAAAGAACGCCGGGCUGUUAUUUCGAGAUCGCCGCGCGGCGCGAAAGAGUAACUGCAUAAAAGCCGAUGAUAAAUAUUUUUAGAGGCUCUCGCGUCGUGUCAAGAGGACAGGCGUAUUUUUUAGCCGUCUAGAGAGACCACCGACGCAUUUUUUAUAAUUUUUUUUUUUUUAAUAAUCUUGUAACGCGACCUUGAUAACAUCACUUGAUUAUUUAAUAUCGAGUUUCUCGUCUCGUACACACGUCGCGCGUAAUUUCAUGCUAAUUAUUCCCGGUGGCGGUAUCGCUUCCGCGCGGUCAGAUUUUCACGGUCAGAUAACGAUCGAGCGCAUAUUUUAGAGAAUACCGUUCGCCCACGAACAUGCGCGACACGGUGCGUCGCGCGUAAACGUUGUUCGAGGUCCUCCUCAGCUUUCACGUAGCGCGCAUUCAUCUCCGUCCGUCCGUCUUUCUUUUCCCUUUCCCCCCUCUCUUUUCUUGUCCUUUGUUUUACAAUCGUGAGAGGAAAGCGAAAUAAAUUAUCGAAAAAAGCGAGAUUUAUGCCCCAAUCCGGCAUUAUCCUCUCUCGCGUACGAACGAAAGCGACAGUGGGGAACGCUUCGACCGGAGGGACAUGUCGGCGAAGUCACCGACACGCCGCGCACUUUUUGCGCGGUCUCUUCGACGGGCGCUUUUUCCUCGCGAGCGAAGGCCGGCCAGCGUCGGGUCGGGUCGGGUACGGGAGUCAGCAUAAUUCGUCUUCGCGCUACUCCGCGAGAUAUCCCGCGGGAGAGGAGACUCCCGAGGGAGGGACUGCCGCCCGCGAAUCCCUGGCAGGGCGGUUUCUCGACCGGCGGCGACCUCGGGAGGGCAAAAGUUCUCUCUUUCGCCCUUCUCCGUCUCUCUGUCUCGCUCUUUGGGUCGGGGCUUUCUCUUCGGAUUCUUCUUAAACGCGCAAAAAGCGUAAAAUACGGUUGUCUGCGCCGACGGGUCUUCGGUCUCGACGGUUAACUUCAACGUUGCUUCUUCUCGCUCACCUCUCGCAGCUCGUCGAAUAAUCAGACAUUCGAAUUACACGGAGUUAUCCGCUUUGCCCAACUCGGAGCAAGUUUUAAUCGAUUCGGAAUACUCCGAAUAUAAUAUUCCGACGUUUCCGAGCGAUCGAACGGCAAUGUACCGAAUCGUAUCCGAUACAAUCCAAUUCAAUUGGUCAUGAGUACCGCGCGGUGUUACGUCUCCAGCUUCUCCUCUUUCGGCACUCGCGUCCUAUCCGAUCCGUUCUCCGCGCGGUAACAGGAUAAUUUGACGAACGACAGAGAAAGGACGCCUCUCAGUCGAGAGACGGCCACGCUCGGUUGUUUUGCAAUCCGGGCCACGGUAAAAAUUAAAGCGCUGCUUAAACCCGUGACUAAUUGCACGCGUCACGGCUGGCACACUUAAAGCGAUUUUUCUCGAAUCCUCGUUUCAUCGUGUUCCGAAGAAGCGUACCGAAAUUACCGUCGAUCGUCGAGGCGCUUAUAAUCUUGUUAUUUGUGGAGAAAAAUAUUUUUAAAUUAUUUGCUGCAAAAUAUUCGAUAGCAGGGAAAAUAAUUGUUUACGUUAGCAGAGAAAAUUGUUUCGCGAUUUUACGUUUCGCAGUUGGAUCCUGCUGCGAUUAAUCAUACAGGUAGCUGCGCGGUAAUGACGGUCCAACUUUUUGAUCGGUGAUAGAAUCGAACAGAUAACGUCGCGCAUUCGAAAUCGGGAUCAUGAAUAAGUCAGCCGAUAUAAAAGAUUGCAAUAAUAUCGUGGACGUUUAUCGCGGUAAAAAAAAAAAUACUCGUUAUGUGCAUUAAUAAUAAUAAGCUGAGUAAAUGCGCUGUGAAAUAUAUUCCGCGUAAAUGUUUCUCCAAAUUGACGGCUUUGUUAAAAUGUGAUAUUUUUCCUUCUGGCUGAUACGGUGUUUGUUCUCUUUCCAUUUUUUCUUUGUCACUUAUUUUAAAAUAUUCUUGACGACGAAAUAUUCUAGCCACUUUUCAUACAAUUUACAUCCUUCAUGGUGACAUAAAAAUAUAUCUUAUAAUUUAUAAUAAUAGAUAUAAUCUGAAUUUAUAUGGAUUAAAAAGAAUGUGAAAGCAAGUUUGGAUUGGGGCCGUAAUUAAGAAUGUGACUUAAUGCGCUGUUACCUCAAGCCCUUCACUAGAAGGGAACAUGAGCUACUUGUCGGUGAAUGCCGUGGGAUUCAAGGUCGCAGUACGAUUCGGUGAAAGAUUUUUUCGUCGGUUCACGUUCGUCGUUAUCCCUUCCUACUCCUUGAAAACCGCUCUUCUCUUUCUGCUGUAGAAUAGUUAAGCAACCGGUCGCGCGGUCGAUCACGAACGAACCAAAGAAGUGCAGUGAGCAACCAUACCAAAUCGAUACCAAAAGAAGGAGUUUAGAGCUCGAGCGAGGGAGGGAAGGACAAGGUGGAAGAGGCAGGACUUCUUUUCGCGAGAUGACGCGGUGCGGACGAGGCGAGGGUUCCGUCUGAAAAGAAAACGAAAGGGUUCGAAUCGCGGGGUGGCGGUGUGUGCCACGGGGGGAGGAGGGGUGGUGGUGGUGUGCGUGCGUGUGAAAAGGUCGGCAAAAUAAAUCGGUCCACGGUGACGAGUGAAAGUAGAUCGGGCAGGCAGCCGGGCAAGAUGAUGAAGAAGGAGAAGCCGAUGAUGUCGGUGACGGCCAUCAUCCAAGGGACUCAGGGAGCCCAACACUGGGCACGUGGCAACGCCUCCUGGCUGAGUUUAGACAACAGCAAUAUGUCGAUGUCGUCGGUGGGGCCGCAGAGUCCUCUCGACAUGAAGCCCGACACGGCCCUUAUCAAUUCGGGGAACUUUAGCCCAUCGGGUCCCAACAGUCCAGGCAACCUGCUGAGUACAUCGCCCAGCGGUCAGAGCAAAACGGUCACCCCUUACCCGCCUAAUCAUCCCCUGUCGGGCAGCAAACAUCUGUGCUCGAUCUGCGGCGACCGUGCGAGUGGCAAACACUACGGCGUUUACAGCUGCGAGGGAUGCAAGGGAUUCUUCAAGAGGACCGUGCGUAAGGAUCUGUCGUACGCCUGUCGCGAGGAGAAGACCUGCAUCAUCGACAAGCGACAGAGGAACCGCUGUCAGUACUGCCGGUACCAGAAGUGCCUGACGAUGGGGAUGAAGAGGGAGGCGGUGCAGGAGGAACGUCAGCGCACUAAGGAGCGGGAUCAGAGCGAGGUGGAGAGCACGAGCAGUUUGCACGCGGACAUGCCGAUCGAGCGUAUCCUCGAGGCGGAGAAACGUGUCGAGUGUAAGAUAGAGCAGGGAAAUUACGAGAACGCAGUGUCGCACAUUUCCAACUGCACAACGAAUCAACAAAUCUUCCAGCUGGUGGCAUGGGCAAAGCAUAUCCCGCACUUUACGUCGUUGCCGGUGGAGGAUCAGGCGAUUCUGCUCAAGGCUGGCUGGAGCGAGCUGCAAAUAGCUGCCUUCUCCUACCGUUCCAUCGACUCGAAGGACAAUAUCAUUCUGACAACGGACGGCUCGUUGCAUCGAAAUGCGACGGGAAAUGCGCUCGGGUCCACGAUAUUCGAUCGCGUGCUCUCGGAGCUGGUGUCGAAGAUGCGCGAGAUGAAAAUGGACAGGACCGAACUCGGAUGUCUUAGAUCCAUUAUUCUUUUUAAUCCCGACGUGAAAGGCCUCAAGUCCGUAAAUGAGGUCAGCCUGCUGCGCGAGAAGAUCUACGCCGCUCUAGAAGAGUACACCCGCGUGAACUGUCCGGAGGACACCAGCAGAUUCGCCAAGCUGCUGCUUCGCCUGCCAUCAAUCCGUUCGAUCGGUCUCAAGUGUCUGGAGCACAUGUUCUUCUCUAAGUUAAUCGGCCAGGCGCCGCUCGAAAGCUUCCUCACGGAAAUGUUGGAGUUACCGUCGGAUCCUUAGGAGCAGAAGGUGUGCCGCGUUGUGGGGCACACCGAUAUGUAAAAAAAAAAGUAAAAGAAUCGAACACAAGAGGAAGAAGUAAAAGAAGAAGACGACGACGAUGACGAUAAUGACGACGACUACGACGAAAGAGGAUAGGACCCGCAUUCGAGUCGAGUUUCGCAUUCGAGAUGCAACGAUUUCUGUACUACGUCGCCUUUCCCCCGAGUCGCAGUAUAGACUAUCCGUGUGUCGAGCGAGGUGGAAUUUACUUACUUCUCUUCAUCGCCACCCCCCCCGUCUCCUCCCUCCCUCUCCCAUUCCUCUCCUCGCCCUGUUAUUUAUGUUUUUGUUAGAGCUUAGCGACUCUUAUGUCCAGCGUAAGGAGGCGGUCUUACUGGUCGACGACGCCACGCACAUACGGGAAAAUAGUGACAUAAGUGCGUGCGUACGCGUCUGCGUCUUUGUACAGCUUGUAUACGCCUGUAUACAUCUGAGCGCUGUCUGACAGCUGCGGUCUGCAAUUCAGGUUUCGAUGUUGUCGGUCGAUAAUUAGUUAGUUAAUUAGUUAAUUUCUUGAAUCGGUUAAAUUUGUUACGACGGUUAGCGAUACUUUACAAGACGCAAAUGCAAUUCGUAGAAAUUUACUUCGACUUAUCCGGUGGAUGAAUAAAGUUUGACGGCGUUAAUUUAUGGAAAGCUACAUAGACAGAGAAUUAUCUGUACAAAAUAUUGUUAAUCACAAUCGCUGCCUCUUUAGCCUGCGACAUGUGUCGUGCCAUCAUCCGAGCGAAGAUCGUGUCCCACACGAUAUUUCGUGCCGAUCGAUCCUUGGUUCGGACAGAAUAUCGCGUCUUCGUCGGACCGCACCUUUCACAGUCACAGAAGUUCCUAGAAUUAUUAAGUUUCUUUUUUUAUUUUUGCACUUUGUUACUUUUCGGUCUCUCUCUCUCUCUUUUUUUUUUUAUCUUUCUCGUCUCUCUUUCUCAACGUCGCGGGUUGCUUCGACAAUGCCGUUUUCAACGGCGGACGCUCGACGAAGACGCGACUCUGUGCUCGCGAGUUCUCGGACACCUUUACAUUCCAACUCUGCCUCGAUUCGGAUCGUUACUUUAAAGAGCCACUAUUUGCAUAUAGAUAUGUAUACAUACAUACUUGCAUCAAAUGCGUAUCCCCUUACGCUCAGUGCGCAAGUUUAACGAUAAUUUAUUGUUUUGUAUUUUAGAGUAUAGGAGAGAAAACGAACUUACUAAUUCAUUAUUAAUUAAAUUAAAUAUACACAUGGUAGUCCCCUUUUUUUAUGCAGCAUGUGUCCGUGAUGGAAUAUCAGAAGUGCAACAAUCGGACGUCAGAGCGUGCGAACGAAGUAUUUACUUUCAAGGUGUUAGGGUUUCCGUUUAUCUCUUUGUUUCCUUUUGGUAAAAUGCACGCUCGGAUAUAUACUCGGAUCUUCUUCGUUAAUCUUUUAAUAUUUAGAUUUAACGAUAUGACAAACUCUUACUACGCGUAUACACAUUUGCAGUACUGGAUUGCUGUCUUCUGUGUCCGGUACAAAUUCGACAUGGCAGCAAAAUAGAGUAGAGAGAAUAUAGACAUUUAACUUUUUCUCAUAGUAUACUGGCAGUGAGAUUUAUUUUCCCCCGGAGAAUGUUCAAUGCACGAAAGCAAAUUAAAAACAAAGAUGCAAGAGCUCUCGAAUCUUCGAAAGAAAAAAAAAGAGCUGUUUCAGAUGUAUAAUUAAAACUAUAAAAAUCUUAGCAUACGAUAAGAAUUAACUACUGAUCGUGGACACAGGAUUAAGAUAGAAACCCUCUCGUUGUUAGUAAUUUACAGAAUUGCGUAUCACAUGACGUGAGCUGAUGGAUCCGAUAGACUUGUAAAUUACAUAAAGCAGAGCAUCUGCAAAUGUUUGCUCAGCGACUUAUUUUCUAAAUUUAAAUGUUAUUAGAUAUAUAAAAAUAUAUAUGUACAAAACGUAUAUAUACAUAUAUAUAUUUUUCUCGAGACUGUUAAUUACUAUUUUAUCUGUUAACUAUUUCUACUUGUGAAGAAAUUGGAUUAACGACAUAAUUUAUGUGAUAGUCAAAUUUUAAUAGUUUUAUGUCAACAUCGCGUUGACUUGGUUCUUCGUUUGGAAAAAUUUUUAGAUGUGUAAUAUUGUACAAUAAUUUGUUCAUUUAAUAGAGAUACGUAAACGUUUAUAAUAUUAGAUUUAUACGUAUCGUUUUUUUUUUGUAACGAAUUUAUGAAGUGUUUGAUGAUUAUAAUUAAUGACUCGAUGCAAUUAUGUUGUAAAAUGUGAGCGUUCAGAUGUAAAAUUAUUUUUUUAUUUUAAAUAAAAUCAAUUGUGGAAUAAUAUUUCGUCAUUUUUGCGAAUGUUGUACAAAAUAUUUGAUGCUUUCUCGGACUCUUUCAGCUCUAAUCAUUGAUACGAUUUACUCUACUACUCUAGAAAUAGUAAGGGAAUGAUCAUACUUACUUCAAUAAUAUAAAUUAUGAUAAUAUUAUUGUAUAUUAUUAAACAUAUUUCUAUUUUUGCGUGAAUGCCUACGAUUGUUAGUUGUUGGUUAUUGUUAUCUACUUGAUGAGAGUUUUUAAUGUUAUGCGUACCGUGGGAAACAAAACACAAUAUUAAAUUCAUAAUUUUUUUUAUAACAUGCUGGAGUUACUAUUCAUUUCAGAUGCCUAUUUUAGCGGUUUUUUUUUUCUUUAUCAUUUAGGGAAGACGAGUUAUAUUUAAUGGCAUAUUAAUGCGGAUGCAGGAGCAAUAUCGUGUAUGUAAAUCGAAUUAAUUUCCCAUAUAUAUACAUAUAUAUAUAUAGACGUGAUUCAAGUCACUUUUGAUUUAUUAAGUAGGAGCGCAGAUAAAAAA
Temnothorax curvispinosus is the source of this 7756-nucleotide messenger RNA. It is a transcript of the gene Usp, whose product is annotated as retinoic acid receptor RXR-alpha-B. The transcript is spliced from 6 exons. Gene Ontology annotation, biological process: cellular response to ecdysone; cell differentiation; anatomical structure development. Lineage: Eukaryota; Metazoa; Arthropoda; Insecta; Hymenoptera; Formicidae. Gene Ontology annotation, molecular function: nuclear steroid receptor activity; nuclear receptor activity; zinc ion binding. The record is from RefSeq and is a predicted model, not a curated record. Gene Ontology annotation, cellular component: activator ecdysone receptor complex; nucleus. Bases 3643 to 4905 code for a protein of 420 amino acids.